UACAUGUUUACCUUUGGGGAUUACAAAAAAACCACUACAGGAUGAGUGUGUUUGGUCCAAGUAAACCGUCAUAUUUGAAGACCUAUGGCAAACAGAAGCGCAGAGUGGAACAAUGGUUUUCUCCUGACCUGAGAAAGAAAGUGUUCUCCUUCUCCAGUACACCAUCAUCUGAUCAGUCUCUCCCAGAGCCCACGUCCAAGAGACGGAAAACCAAUAACAAAAAAAGCACGGCUGCAGGCAGCUCCAGGACUGUGCGCAUGGCGAAGCAGAAAGCUAUGGAAGCUUUGAAAGAGCUGGAGAGUGACGAGGAAAGUAUUUUUAUUCCAGGAACAGCCCCAAGGAGGAAACCAGGCACCAAACUAAUUAAGAAGACUGCAGUCACAAGCACUUCACCAGGCAUACAUGACUUCAUAUCCAGCAAGGUGGAACAUGCCAGUCAGUCCACAAGGAGGAUAAGAAAAAAGAAGCCAGUUCUCAGCACCAGUGAGAAUGAGAGUGACUGUUUUGUCACUAAUAAUAAAUGUUCAAAUGCCUUUAGGCAGAAUACAUCUUCUAAUUUCAAACAUGUAAAGCAAGGAGACUCGGUCGGUCUGCCCCACUUGGAUAGAUUCGUCACACAGCGCAAGAGAGUGCACCGCUUGCAAUCUGAAAAGCACCCGUUUGAACAGAGACCCGCCACUCAGCAGGAGUCCGAUACUAAGCCUUCUGUCGUGUUUCACAGUGGCGCGCAAAGACAUUCGGACGCAGUAUUACGUGAAGUCUCAUUUAACAAUGUUGAAGAGCAGCUGAUGUCCUGUAAACGCCCUCUGCUGUGCAGUACACCAUCCGUGGUUUCUAAACGAAACCUACACUGCCUUGAGCCCUCGAUCAGUGAGAUCUCCUCGUUUAGCUGUGAUGAGUUGGACAAGCCUCCAAUAAAUGAAAGCACAGCCAGUGAGCUAAUGAGCAAACCACAGAAACGUGGCAUGCUGCAGAAGAGCAAACAGUGUGCAAAGCACACCCCAAAAACUGCGACAGUACAACAGAUAGAGGCGCAUGCAAAGUAUGCAAAUGCACAAUCACAGCUGAGAUUGGAGAAACGCCGCUCAAGUAUUGAAUCUGUCUCCGAUCGGCCAGACCUGAAGCAGUUGAAAGGAAGGGCUUGCGUCAUGCUGGAGGAGCUAGAUGUCUUGGACAUUCUUUCAAAUCAAAGUGAUAAUGGGAAACAAGACGUAGAGAAAACAUAUCCACCCAGAUUGGAGGCGGGUCCUGCCACUUCAGCAGCUGCUAUACCAAGCUACCAUGACAAGCAAGCCUGUCAAAUGUCUUCAGAUUAUGCCAUGUCUGACGCCAGUACCCAAGCUCGCCAUUUAACCUCUUCACUCGGCACAUCUUCCAUUUUGUCCGUUUCUUCUCUUUCUGCACCUCCAAGUAAUGAUCUCAGCAGUUCAGUCCAAAUGCAGACUGAUCGUCUUAAGGUAGAGUGCCUGUCCUCUUGCCUCACUGUCUGCCUCCAGCAUCUGGACUUGGGCAAUGUCCACCAGGCCCAUCAGGGGAUAAUGGAGACCCAGAAGGCCAAGGUUGCUUCUCCUAUUACUUUAGAAUCCAAAAGACGCCAAAAUGCCAGGAACUUAAAGAAUUUCCCCUGCUUGGUUGGCACUGAAUCAGCAGAGCAAUCAUCCGGCAGUGAAAUGCAAACUGGAGGGCUAGUUAGACGGCUGUCUGCCUCCUUCAUGCGAUCUGCCCUCUCCCCUGCAUCUAUUACAGCUCCCAGUAAAAUGCCGGUGGCAAAAGAAAACAACGGUCUUUCUACCAGCCGUAAAGUAUGCGUGAGUGGCUUGAAUUCUAGCCGGUGGUCAAAGAGAGGUGUGGGUGAACAAAACAGAAAGCAGAGGCAGAAAACUAGGACUAAACCAGGAGACCGCUCAUCCAAUGACCCCCUGCCCACUGGAGCCGAUUCACGCGUGGGGGAAUCUGCUUGUGGCUGGCUGCAGAGCAGCAAAGUGAUUGGCUUGCCUAAGACCCCUCUCCGUGUAGAACUGCUGAACCUUUCCUCCUUUCUGACCAGCUUCACUCCAGACUCGCUUACAACACACACCUGGGGGCGUCUCAAAGCUGCACUGUCCAUACACAAGAAGACAACAGCAUUUCCAACUCCUCGACGGCUGGCUCUUUCCAAUCUCAAGGAUCCAGGGCUGGUGAACACCAGUCUAGAUCUGUUUGGCACCCCAGUGUCUUAUCGAGCUUCCUCUCACCUGCUCCGUUCCAGCAUGAACAAUACCUCCAUGAUAUCUUCUAACGAAGACAUCAGUGAUGCUGAAAAAGUGUACCAGGAGUGUCAGCAGGAAGGCCCCCUUUUCUUUGAUGAUUGCAUUCCUGCCAAAUGCAUGAAACACUGCAUUAAGAUUGGAGAGGGCACGUUUGGAGAGGUGUUCUCCAUGGUCAACGAUGCCAAUCAGACUGUGGCUCUUAAAAUUAUUCCAGUGGAAGGCCAUCAGAAAGUGAAUGGUGAACCACAGAAAACAUUUGGUGAAAUUCUUCAUGAAAUUAUUAUUUCCAAGGAGCUAAGUGCACUCAACUCCAAGGAGCACAACAAAACAAAUGGGUUCAUCGGCCUCCUUAACCUUCACUGUGUGCGUGGGUGCUAUCCCAGUGCUCUGCUCAAAGCAUGGGACAAGUUUGCCAAAGAAAAGGGAUCUGAGAAUGACCGACCUGAUUUCUUUGGUGGGGAGCAGCUCUUUCUGAUCCUGGAGUUUGAGUUUGGAGGCAGUGAUUUGGAGAAUAUGAAUGGAAAGCUCACAUCUAUGGCGCAAGCUAAAAGUGUGCUGCACCAGGUUACUGCUGCUCUGGCUGUUGCUGAAGAGGCACUUUUCUUCGAACACAGAGACCUGCAUUGGGGAAACAUUCUGGUGAAAACUACUAAAGAGAAGAGUAAUCAGUUUAUUCUGAAUGGCUCAGUACACUCUAUAGAGACACGAGGAGUUCAUGUUAACGUUAUAGACUAUUCACUCUCGCGUCUUGAGAUCGAUGGCUUAACAGUGUCCUGUGAUAUAGCGAAUGAAGAGGAGUUAUUCAUGGGCCAGGGUGACUAUCAAUUUGAAAUCUACCGUCUGAUGAAGAACGAGAACAAUAACUGCUGGGCGGACUAUAACCCUCACUCCAACGUACUGUGGCUACACUAUCUGGCAGAUAAGCUUUUGACCAUGAGGUACAGGAACAAACCACACACCAGCCAGCAGAAGGCCUUGAAGAGCAGCCUCAAGUCCUUUCACUCAGAGAUCCUCAACUACCAUUCAGCCAAAGAUGUCUUAUUGCACUCCACUCUAUUUCAGUGAUCUCCACUGAUUUGUACUGAUUUGUUUUUAAUCAGUGCUACCAGGCCUGUUUAAAUACUUGUAAAGCACAUUGUAAAGUGAAGUGUAUAUAAUUAUUUGUAAAAAGAUUUGAAUAGGAAAUAAAGAAAAGAUUUUUUUUGUUAGUGUAAAAAGAUCAAGUUGAGUUGGUUUUUGUCAUUCCUCAAUAUAAGUAGUAUACAUUGUAAUAAGGAACAUGGUGCAACAGCAAUUCAGUAGCAUGACGCACAAGACUACAUAAAGUACAAAUACUUGAGCUUGCUAGAUGUGCAUUAGGACAGUGCACGCUAAAUAAUUAGGACAACGAAACCAUGUCAUGCAAUUCGGUACUAAAAAGAGAAAAGUGCAGCAGCACAUGUAAAGUGUUUCCUUCCAGGUGUGCAUACAACUGAGGGGUGUACUGUAUAAUGGUGGCUGUUGGGAAGGGUUUUGAUUAGUGCAGGUGGGUGUUUGGGGCAGCAGUUAGUUGAGUAGUCUGACUGACUCAGGGAAGAAGUUGUGGAGUUUUGUUGAGUGCAGUUUCCAUGCCAGAAAGUGAGAGCUAUUACGAACACUCUUUAUUGUCGCACUGUGAUGGUAGAGAAGAUGGAAGUGGGAUGUUUGUGCUCUGAAUCCUCCACAGGAAGUGAAGACACUGCUGGGCUUUCUUGGCUAAGCAGGUGGUGUUGAGGGUUCAGGUAAGGUCCUCCUUGAUGUGCACAGCAACAUCGAACCUUUGACUCUCUGCUGUUGUGCAGUGAGUAGUGAGCAAUAGUGUUCAUUUUG
Messenger RNA from Ictalurus furcatus (blue catfish), 4097 nucleotides. It is a transcript of the gene haspin, whose product is annotated as histone H3 associated protein kinase. The coding region runs from base 42 to 3314 and encodes 1090 amino acids. Gene Ontology annotation, biological process: protein phosphorylation; mitotic cell cycle; intracellular signal transduction. Gene Ontology annotation, cellular component: cytoplasm; nucleus. Lineage: Eukaryota; Metazoa; Chordata; Actinopteri; Siluriformes; Ictaluridae. The transcript has 18 exons. The record is from RefSeq and is a predicted model, not a curated record. Gene Ontology annotation, molecular function: ATP binding; histone H3T3 kinase activity.